This is a messenger RNA of Stereum hirsutum FP-91666 SS1, 2775 nucleotides long. RefSeq lists its product as uncharacterized. NCBI's taxonomy places the organism in Eukaryota, Fungi, Basidiomycota, Agaricomycetes, Russulales, Stereaceae. Gene Ontology annotation, molecular function: DNA binding; DNA-binding transcription factor activity, RNA polymerase II-specific; zinc ion binding. The record is from RefSeq and is a predicted model, not a curated record. The coding region runs from base 1 to 2775 and encodes 924 amino acids. Gene Ontology annotation, biological process: regulation of DNA-templated transcription; DNA-templated transcription. The transcript is spliced from 17 exons.
AUGUCAUCCUCGGAAACCGAUCUCGCGACGAGUGGCGAAGAAGUACCGGAGGUUCCUGCCCCCAAGAAGCGCAGAGCACCUCGAGCAUGCGAUAGCUGCAAACGGAAGAAGGCCCGGUGUGAUGGAGCACAGCGGCCAGGAGGCCAGUGUUCGAAUUGUAUCAACUCAAGGAGUGAAUGUACAUAUCUAAUUAUCAACAAGAAAAGGGGCCCUCUGAAAGCAUACGUCGAAACACUGGAAACGCGUUUGGAAAAGAUGGAACAGUUGCUACAGCAACACCUCCCAGACUCACAAUCGUCUCAAGGAGAAUCAAGCACAGAGCGCCGUGGCUCCCGACCGGCUGAUGAUACAUUCGCAUUCCAACCUUCAAACAUGGGCCCACCCAGGGAUUGGACCCCUUCAAACGGCUCACCCUCCGUUGAUGAGAUGCAGUACUCCGCCGUCGACCAAGAGCUAAACUCAAGUGACGACGAAUAUCAGUACAGCGCUCUACUCUCUGAAAGACUCACAAAUAUGUCACUCGAUCAGCAGUUCCCAAACCGGUUCAUCGGCAAAUCAAGCGGUGUCAACCUCUAUCGGACUGCUCUUGAUCUCAAAUCAGAAUAUGCGGGAGAAGCUACAGACGCAGGACACCGGCCCAACAGGCGGCCAGAGUUCUGGUCAGUAUUUUCGUUCGAGCGACAUGCGCUGGAAUGUCAUCCCUACCCGUCCGACUUUCCUGCCCGAGACCUACUUCGUUCUCUCGUCCACCUCUACUUCAAGCAUGUCAACGUCUUCACAUCACUUCUGCAUUGGCCCACUUUCUUUAAAGCUAUAGAUGACAACCUCCAUCUGCGCGAUGACGGCUUCCGCCAAGUGGUUCUUCUCGUUUGCGCCAAUGGAUCUCGCUUCUCAGAAGACCCGCGAGUUCUCGUCAAUGAUUCCUGGCAUUCCGCUGGAUGGAAAUGGUUUUCUCAGGUUGACAUGUUGCGAAAGUCGUGGUUGGCUCCGAAUCCGCCAUCUCUAUACGACCUUCAAAUGCACUGUCUAGCUGUGACAUUUGUGCAGAAUUCUUCUGUUCCGCAAGCAUGUUGGAAUAUGAUCAGAAAUGGCAUAGGACUUGCCAUGGACGUCGGAGCCCAUCGCCGGAAGGUCUAUCGCACGAAGCCUACUAUCGAGGAUGAGCUUUGGAAACGUGCCUUCUGGGGUCUCGUAGCUCAAGAUAGGGCCGUCAGCUCAGGGCUUGGACGCCCUUGCGCAAUACAGGAAGAGGACUUGGACCUUGAUAUGCCAACAAACUGUGACGAUGAGUACUGGACACACCCUGAUCCCGCACAGGCUUUUAAGCAACCCGCCACGAGGCCGUCUACUUUGGCCUACUUCAAUCUUCUACUCAAACUGGUGCAAAUACAUGCGCUGGCAUUGCGAACGAUAUACUCGAGCAGGAAGUCUAAAGCCGCUCUUGGGUUCGUCGGUCCGGAAUGGGAACAGAAAACGGUCGCGCAGCUUGAGUCUGCUUUGCAGAGAUGGACCGAUACUGUCCCCGAUUAUCUUCGUUGGAAUCCAACAAACGAGAAUCGCAUAUUCUUCGUGCAAUCCGCAGCCUUAUACUGCAGCUACUAUCAACUUCAGAUCCUCAUUCACCGGCCAUUUAUCAUCUCUCACAACAACACUUCUCCCGCAUCAUUUUCUUCCUUCGCUCUAUGCAUGAAUGCGGCCCGGUCAUGCAUUCAUAUUGUCGACAUCGCUCACAGGCGAGCAGGGUUCCUGCCCGUAACUUUCUUCCAACAUCCGGCGUUCACGGCAGCCGUAGUCCUAUUGUUGAAUAUAUUUCGCUCGAAACGUGUCGGCUUGACCAUCGACACUGUGAAUGAGAUGAAAGAAGUACAUGCGGCUAUGCGUGUUCUCAAAGCAGACGAAAACAGAUGGCUUGCUUUAGGCCGGGCACGUGAUCUUCUAUCAGAGUUGGCCUCUGUGGGCGAUAAAGUAGUGGAAUCGAAAGCUGCGUCGUUGAAGCGAAGACGAGACUCCGACGGCCUUCCUGUGCACAGUAGUACCGGAUUUGGCCAUCUCGACGAAAGGGACGCCUCUGAUAUGCUGGACGCUGGACGACAACAUCCUCAAGAAGGUGGCGCCAUCGUGGACGAUUUUCUUUGUCAAGCCAUACCCCAUCUCGUGUCAGAGCAAACGGCACCUCUAUUGUCUUCACCAUCAGCGCCACAACCCUCGACUGGCACGCAGCUGAGUGCGGAUCUAUUUCUGUGCCCUUCAGUCACGCCCAACGAUCUUCCCGAAGCAUCGGGCAAUUUGGUCGACUCAAAUGUUUGGCCUUGGGGCGCCAACUCCCAAGAUGGGAUGGAAAGAACAACGCAGGCCUUGGAGAGCUUUGGAUCUUUCAACUUCUUUGACCUCGACGCCCCCCAAACAAAUGAUGCUACUUUGUCGCACGGAAAAGAAGCUCCCCCUCCCCUCUCCGCAACCAUAGAGGACACGCCAGAUACACUUAUGAGUCAAAAUGACCUCUUCUACCUUCCAGUUGGGGGUCACACCGCCGCCUCUUCAAGUGUUCAGACCCGACGUCCUUCUUCAGGCACUGAAAGUGGUCCAUCAAUACUAAGCCCUUCUACGGUCAGUCCGGGAAGGAUCGACACCGAGGAAGGGCGUAUGAUGGAUAUGUGGACCAAUGUACCUUCCGGUUUCGAGGGGGCGGACUGGGACGCAUACAUCACCAAUAUGAUUAGUAUGAGCGGGGUACCAUCGCAGAGUUCACCUGACGGCCCUCACGAGGCUGCCUAG